CGCGUUUCGACGCGUUAAUUUGGGUUCCACAUGCAGCCCACAUGCACCACUUUCCACCUAAUCCACAUUUCAACUCUUUCCGUUAAACUGCUACCUACCAUAGUAGACUGCUAAACUGCUAAACUGCUAAACUGCUAACUGAACGUGCUGAGCCUAGUGACGAGCCCGGAAACAUCAGCACGGCUUCAAGAUAUCUAAUUCGAUCUGGGACUGUUGGAAUUUAUUACAGAGUCACUUAAUUUAUUCUAAUCCGAUAAUAUCUAGCUUGGCUCCUCAUUGAUUCCACAUAUCCAUGCGACAAGAGAGCUUCAACUCAAUUCGCAGCCCAAAUGCCUCUAAUUUCCAUGUCCCCCAAUAUUCAGGAAUCAGAAUCGGCUUUGAGGAAGAGAACCCAUAAGGAAUUUGUCGAUGAUUCUAUCCAACUUACCAUCGAGGAACCUUCAGAUUUAGGGAGCCCGACAAAGCAGAGAUCUACUGAUCACGCCGCCGUCCCUAUUAAUAUUACUUCACAAUCGCCUUCUUUACCAGCAGCUACCAUGGAACCGAAACCUGGAAGUAGUUCUUCGGAAUUGACCGAAUUAGGAUCCACUCCUCCCACUGGAUGCUCUCCCUCGCCCAACAAGACACCCUCGAAGCCAGCGCCAGCGUCAGUGCCAACACAAAAUGACGAUGCUACUAAAGCACCAACAAACCCAGAGACUAGUACCCUUCCAACUUCAGCGCCAGUUGCCCAAGCUACCCAGCCCGAAAAACGAAAGCUUACCAAGGCCGAAAGAGACCAGGAGCGCGCCGAAAAGCGGCAGAAGAGAGAAGCAGAAGCUGCAGAGAGAGCUGAGAAACGGGCAGCUGAAGCAAUAGAGAGAGCGAAGAGAGAAGCCGUAAAACUCGCGCGAAAAGCCGACGAAGAUGCUAAAAGACGUAAAAAGGAGGAGGAAGAGCUUGCCGCACAACGAAAAAAGGAAAAGCAACGAAGCAUGUUGGCCAGCUUCGUCCAACGGGCACCGACUACGCCAUCCAAGAAGGCUAUUCCUCAAAUUUUCAAAACCUCACCAAAAUCCACCACAGAAUCUACUGCACCCCAGGAACAAAAAGAACCCGAGCCGCAAAAAUCAAUGUAUGAACGCACAUUUCAGCCCUUCUUCGUCAAGCCUGGUGUCACGGUGGCAUCGCUCCCAUUCGAGAUGGAUAACGAGACGAAAGUUGCCAAGUCCGAAAUACUGGAUCAAUUUGUUCGUGGCGAACGCGGUACUUUCAAUGCAAAGCCGUUCAACCCAGCGGAGGUUUUCAACUUGCCGUUCCCCCAGCAGCGCGGCAUUAUGUACCCAAGUGUGAGGAAGAUAAUGGAGGGAGUAUAUGGUGAUUCAACAGAGAACACUCAGGCCGAGAAGCUUGUCAACGCGCAAACUCAACUAAAUUCCAUUCCGAUGAAGUACCUGUCAUUUUAUGAGGAUGUUCGGCCGCCUUACUUUGGAACAGUGACUUCCCAUAUGGAGUCCACGAAGCUUCGAAAAUUAUCUCGUAGGCCAACCGGGGCGCUCUUGCGACUUAACUAUGAUUACGACUCUGAGGCGGAAUGGGUAGAAGACGAUGGCGAGGAUCUAGGCGACGAAGAAGAAGACGAAGAAGAGCACGAUGCCGACGAGGAAAUGGAUGACUUCCUCGAUGAUUCAGAUGACGUGUCGACGGCCAUCCGUCCUACAUUCCUGGGCGAGAACGAGCCAACCAGCACAGGCAUUUGCUUCGAAGAUAGGGCGAAGCAGGCCCCAUGCGCAUCCAUGGGCCAGUACCGACUUGAAGUCAUGCUAAAUUUGCCUGAGCAUCACAUAGGAAUUGACCCUUUCUCUACCUCUUAUUGGCCGACUACUAUAGGAAAAGGCACCAGCACUGCUGCGGCUACAUCUGCUCCAGGCCCUCCAACUUCCAUGCCUCCACCCGCUGGAGUGGGCAUUGCUAGUACUGCACCAACCGUCGAUGCGAAGGACCUUGUUCCAAAGGAGAUGCUUGAUGACUUUAAACGAGCCAUUAUUAGUGAAGAACUACGAGACUUCACCAAGGGGACGAUUAUCGAUUUAUUGGCCAAGAAAUUCCCAGCCUGCACCAAAGCUCAGGUUAAGGCAACCCUCGAUAAGACAGCGCACCGUAUUAGUCCCCCCGGUGCGAAGAAGACGGUCAAGCAGUGGGCCUUACUACCUGCUGGCGCUACCUGAGAUAGAUAUGCUCGUUGGAGAAGUUAUGUCCAGUCUGGUGAAGGAGGAUGAUACCAGUAGGCGAUAGUGAACCUCUUGAAACGGAGAAGAAUCACAGCUGCGUCGUAUGCCGGCCUACCUAACUACUUAGUUAGCUACUUGGUGCCAAGCCAGACGAGGCUAGAAACACCAUCCGAGUCUACGUUGCUGGAACCGUUUGUACAUGUAAUCUUGCUUACCCCUCCCCCCCUUUGAUUCAAAUCGCUUUCGAGGCGUCAUAUAUAUCCUUAGGUCCACGACGGGUAGUGGAUCUUUGGUAAGGAGUCCGGCAAAGGCGGGCAGGCGGGCGGACGGACGGUUGGUCAGGCGGCGAAUGCCGGUUGUUAGGUAGUCAAUCAGUGGACUCCUCCCCCUUUUUUUCCCUGGGGACCAGAAAAAAAUAAUGAACUUGAUGAUAAUUUCAUGUGGGGUUGUUUAUAUGGUGUGCGUGUAAGAUAGGUACCUUUGCAGAUUCGCGUGGGUUUUCUAAGCUGUGCUCGUAGUUGCUGGUAGUAAGGGGUGCUGUUCCUCUAAUGCUUAAUAUGCAAGUGGAGGUCUCGAAGCUAUCUAGGUACCUAGUUAUGUGGCUUAUAGACUGCCC
Molecule: messenger RNA, 2826 nt
Organism: Hypoxylon fragiforme
Lineage: Eukaryota; Fungi; Ascomycota; Sordariomycetes; Xylariales; Hypoxylaceae
Exons: 3
Coding region: 330-2207 (625 amino acids)
Biological process (GO): nucleosome assembly
Cellular component (GO): nucleus; CAF-1 complex
Source: RefSeq, a predicted model, not a curated record